Molecule: messenger RNA, 703 nt
Organism: Oncorhynchus kisutch (coho salmon)
Lineage: Eukaryota; Metazoa; Chordata; Actinopteri; Salmoniformes; Salmonidae
Product: integrator complex subunit 4-like
Exons: 6
Coding region: 171-608 (145 amino acids)
Source: RefSeq, a predicted model, not a curated record
AUCUUACUGGAGGCCGCUGACAGGAAAGAAUUUGUUAAGGAACCGGAAGUAUAUUUAUACCAAGAAUUGCGUAUUCCGUCGACACUUGAUGACGAUGUGUUAGGAGCUUUCAAAAAAAAUAAUACUAGUAGCUACCGUUAGCUAAACAACGAACGUUAACUUCGUUGGAAAUGGCAGCACAUCUCAAAAAGCGAGUUUACGAACAAUUAUCAGAAGUUGUCCAGCUUCCCCAAGAGGAGGCUCCAGCCAAGAAGCUCCGUCUGACCAAACCAAUACCUGCUGCACUUUGCCCGCAGCUCCGUGGAGGCAGAGAGUGUGGAAGGGGUGGUACGCAUACUGCUGGAACACUACUACAAGCACCUGUCAGACACAUAUUUAGCGUGAGGAAUAAAUGCCUGCAACUCCUGAGUUGCCUGGGAAAUGUGGACACGCCCCUAAAUAAAGACGGACAGGUAUUGGUUCCAGCUAUGAUUGGGGGCGGUGCUUCAGGGGUGUCUGGCGGAGUGUGUGUGAGAGAUGCACAGAGUGUCAUCAGUGACUACUUUUCCAACCAGGACCCAAGGGUGCGCACGGCGGCCAUCAAAGCCAUGCUGUGCGAUGGUGACUAAAGGUGUCAUCUGCCUAUCCCGUCGUCCAAUGAGAAAGUCCGCCUGGUCGACGACUCGUUUAGGAAGAUCAGUCACGUGGUCUCUGAUGGAUCCUG